Messenger RNA from Penicillium chermesinum, 1128 nucleotides. RefSeq lists its product as uncharacterized. The transcript is spliced from 2 exons. The record is from RefSeq and is a predicted model, not a curated record. Lineage: Eukaryota; Fungi; Ascomycota; Eurotiomycetes; Eurotiales; Aspergillaceae. The annotation marks the transcript as partial. Gene Ontology annotation, biological process: carbohydrate metabolic process. Gene Ontology annotation, molecular function: arabinan endo-1,5-alpha-L-arabinosidase activity.
CAGCCUCAACCUAGUCUGCGCCGUCCCUGGAAGGGCCAAUUCGGCCAUGUCUCCCAAGUCUACGAUACGUCUUCGGCCAUGCCGUUGCCUAACCAGGGCAAUAUCAACAUCCACGACCCCAAUGUCCUCAACUAUAAUGGCGAAUACUACUUGUUCAGGGGCGACUUCCAUAUCCCGUUCUUCAAAUCCUAUAAUAUGAGCGGGCCAUGGGAAGAAGUCGGCACCGUGCUGCAACGCGACAGUAUCAUCGAGGGCAUCCAGAACAGAUCACGACCGUGGGCCCCGACCACCAUCGAACGCAACGGGACCUUCUACUGCUACUACGCGCUAAGUACCCACGGCUCCCGCGACAGCGCGAUCGGCGUCGCGACAGCUACUGCUCUUGAUGGCAGCUCUUGGACAGACCACGGGGCCGUGAUUCGCACUGGCAAGGGCAAACGGUCGGAUGUAUGGCCGUACAACAUCACCAAUGCCAUCGAUGCGUCCUUUAUCUUCGAUAAUGCCACCGGCAAGCCGUACCUCAACUUCGGGAGCUACUGGCAUGAUAUCUGGCAAGUCCCGCUGUCGGACGAUCUGCUCUCUGUCGAGGAUGCCGACGCCCCUGACGCGGUGCAGCUUACGUUCAUGCCGGACCAGAAACAGAAGCCGGAGGAGGGCUCGUGGAUGAGCUACCGUGAUGGCUACUACUAUGCUUGGUUCAGCCAUGGUGCGUGCUGCCAGUUCAUUAAGACUGGGUUUCCGCCAAGGAACGACGAGUAUAGUAUUCGGGUCGGUAGAUCGAAGAAUGUGCGUGGUCCUUUUCUGGACAAGUCUGGCCAGUCAUUAUUGGAAGGCGGAGGAACUACUGUUUACGAAAGUAAUCAUGGUGAAGUCUAUGCCCCUGGUGGGUUGGGCGUGUUAGCUGGGAAUGACUCAGUUCCCGAUAUUCUGUAUUAUCACUACCUCAAUACGUCGAUUGGGUUCACGAAUGAGGAGGCUUUACUGGGCUGGAACUUUUUGAACUAUACUAGCGAUGGAUGGCCAGUGGUUGUCGACGGUAUCGACAUCAGCUCUGGAGCUUCCAUCAGGCGUCCUCGCUGGCUGUCUCUGACGAUUGUCCUCGGUGCAUGGCUGUAUAUAUGGUCAUAA